This is a messenger RNA of Leptopilina boulardi, 1360 nucleotides long. RefSeq names its product protein archease-like (gene Archease). Bases 252 to 719 code for a protein of 155 amino acids. Lineage: Eukaryota; Metazoa; Arthropoda; Insecta; Hymenoptera; Figitidae. Gene Ontology annotation, biological process: tRNA splicing, via endonucleolytic cleavage and ligation. The transcript has 4 exons. Gene Ontology annotation, cellular component: tRNA-splicing ligase complex. The record is from RefSeq and is a predicted model, not a curated record.
CCUGAUGUUUACAUUUUUUUCUUACAGGCAUUGAUAAUUCCGGUAUUGUUUGGAUGUAUCAAGUUUAUAAAAUUAUUUAAAAACUGCGAUUACAAUAUAGAAGCAGUAGCAGUUUUCGUUAAAUAUAUCUUCCUACUGAUUUGAUUAAAUUAACCUUAGAAGUUACAAAAGAAAAAAUAUUGUUUUGUUAUUUAAUGUUUCAAGAGGUUAUACAUAAUUAUAUUUAGUUGGAGAAUUUACUGUUUUUCAUUAUGGAGGAAAUAACAAGUGAUGAUUUAAUUAUUCCUGAAGAAAAGUAUGAAUAUUUGGAUCAUACCGCAGACGUUCAGUUACAUGCUUGGGGCAGUACCUUAAAGGAAGCUUUCGAACAAUGUGGAAUGGCAAUGUACGGAUAUAUGACGGAUUUAAAAAGAGUAGAAAUUAAAGAAAUUCAUAAUUUGGAAGCUGAGGGGCAUGAUAUGGAUAGCCUUCUCUUUCACUUUUUGGACGAAUUGCUAUUUCUCUUUUCUGCAGAUCCAUUUAUAAUAGGAAAAAAAGUCACAAUCACUGAAUUUGAUUCCACAAAUUUCAAGAUUAAGGUACGCGUUGCCGGUGAAACUUUUGAUAUAAGGAAACACAGUCAAGAUUGUGAGGUGAAGGCAAUUACUUAUUCAGCUAUGCAAAUUUACGACGAACCCGAUCGAGAAAAGAAAGAACUAUUUGUAAUUGUCGAUAUUUAAUAGGGGAGUCGUGCUCCACCGUAAUUUUUUUAUUAUGGCAAUUAAUAGUCUACAAAUAGUGUCUUUUUUUCUAAAAUAAUUUUAUUUUAUCUAAAAGUAAUCUUUUAUUAUCUUACCUAUUACUUUAUUUUAUGUAAGUUAUCUUACUUUUCACAUUUCAUAAUUUAAAUAAAGAAUAUUUUAAAAAAUAUGUUUUUUUCUUCAAUUUUCAACGGUGGAGCACAACUCUUUUUUAAGAAGUCAUAAAAUCAGUAUUUUCGAAAAAAAGGCAAAAUUUUUAUUUCCGUUUUGAAUUUUUUAGUUAAUCGAUCAUGACAAAAGUUGAGCUUGUACGUGUACUAAAAAUUGUAUAUAAUAGAAUAGUAAAAAAAAAUUUAUAUAGGUAAUAGUUUUAAUCGAAAAACAAAACCCGGAGCACAACUCCCCACUUUCCCCUAUGUAAAGUUCUUCAUUUAUUUUGCGUUUUUUAAUAAGUUUUUUACAACUAUUUAAUUAUACAUAUGUACAGAUCAAUCAUAUAUUUGUAAAUAAAAGAUUUUAUUUAACUUCUAUUUUAUGAAAUGUAAUCUAGAAAUUGUUGCAAAAUAUACAAUGUAUUUUUCUAGUUUGAAAAAUUAAUAAAACAUGACACUUUUAAAAGA